UAACACUGUCUCUUCCAGUUGGAGAGCCCAAACCGAGAGGGAAGGGAGCGGGGAAAGGGAAGGGAAGGGAGCACCUCGGGCGGGAUCGGCCCCAUCGCCGGCGGUUUGAGGCGCUCCUGCCAAAGACAAGCUCUUAAAGCCAUGGGAUUCCGGGCGGGCUUCGCGCGAAGAGGUUGUCCAACGAGCAGAGGGCACUGAGCAGCGAAGAAAGCAGCCGAGGAGCCGAGGAAAGAAAGGGACGCGAUUCUCCCCUCGGGUCAUCAUGGAAGCUACCUGGCUACAAAUCUCCUUGGCCUUCCUCAUACUUCCACUGUUGGUGUUUGGAGCUCCCACUGAUGAAUCUGGUCCUCAAGAUGCUACAACUACCUUGAGGGGUUGCAAGCGUUGCUGUGAUCCUCUGGAUGUCUCUACAUCUGAGUCUCAUCGUGGCACUAGUCCCCGCUUCUCACCGUAUGUAAUGCCAGAGGUGCGUCCAUAUAUCAACAUCACCAUUCUGAAGGGAGACAAAGGUGAUCGAGGAGAACCAGGAAUUCCUGGGAAAUGGGGAAAAGAAGGUCCACCAGGGGAACAGGGAGCUCCGGGCCCAAAGGGCAGCAAGGGACAGAUGGGAACCCCAGGGGAUCCUUGCAAGCAUCAAUAUGCCGCUUUCUCGGUGGGCCGCAAGAAGGCACUCCAUAGCAGUGAGGGCUAUCAGGCCUUGAUCUUUGACUCUGUGUUUGUGAACCUCUACAGCCACUUUGACAUGUACAAAGGCAAGUUCUACUGUUAUGUGGCUGGCUUAUACUUUUUCAGCCUCAACGUCCACACCUGGAACUUCAAGGAGACCUACAUGCAUGUCAUGCGGAAUGAUCAGGAGGAAGUCAUCCUCUAUGCCCAGCCUAGUGACCGCAGCAUCAUGCAAAGCCAGAGCCUGAUGCUAGAACUGCGGGAGAAUGAUGAGGUCUGGGUUCGCCUCUACAAGCGUGAGCGUGACAAUGCCAUCUACAGCGAUGAUGUGGACAUCUACAUUACUUUCAGCGGCUAUCUGAUUAAGCCUGCUCUUGAAUAGAUGCUUUGCCCUCUGCCUCCUGAAUGUCUGAUAUGCCUAUGAACUGCAGCAGAUCAUACACAGAAGCAUUAAAAGGGAGAGGUGGAGGAGGUGAAGCAUAGCUUGGAAAUGGUUCUAUUUCAGACUGUAGCUCUUAAAAUUCUGGGAGCUGUAGUACAAAAAGGAAUUCUUCUAAUCAAGGAGGAGCAAGCUACACACUUUUUAUCCCUCUCACCAAUGUGUGCACACCAUAUAUGGUCCUCUAAGGGUUGGCAGGAUUUUUUUAAAGCAUUAUUAAAAAGAUUCAAGUGACACCUUAUUAUAGGCAAAAUUGUGGCCCCUGUUGACUUUACCAGGCACCAUUUUUUGAUCUGGGAUAUCAAAACAAUGGAGAGUUGCAGGUUCAGGGGAAUCACUUGUGGCUUUCAUAGCUAAUGUGGCCUGUGGAGAGCACAAUUUUUAGAUGUGUGUAUGUGUUUUCAAAUUGCCUGCCAAUAUUGAUGACCACAUGCAUGUUGUAGGGUUUUUAAAGGCAAGGAAUACUUAGAGGUCAUUUUACCAUUCUUUCCUCUGAAAUAUACACUACAGCAUCUGGCAUUCCUUUGUAGUCACCCAGUCAAGUACUAAACAAAGCUAAACCCACUUAGCUUUCAAGACCAGACAGGAUCUGGUGUCUUUAGAUAUCGAGGCAGGAAACAACUCUUGCUCCUUUGCAAAAAAAAAAGAAGAAGAAGAUUUUUUUAUAUCUAAGAAUGUGCACUGAAGAAAAACAGCCAUUCUGAAUUGUAAGGCAUCAUUUAUCUUCAGUUUCUGAUUCAUUCUCAAGCUUGCAUGUUUUGUCAAAUAAGGCUAUAAGUACUAAGAUUCCCAGGUUUCCUGAAUAUAUCUUUGCUCUAAUAACCUGAAGAGCAACAACCUCCACUUCGAUUGGUAUUUUGUAACUGUUAUAUUUCAAGUUUUCUGAUCCUCCCCUUGUUUGUUGAGAUCAGUUAGGCUACAGUUUCCAUUGUCCCCAUGGCUGAGGACAGUGGGAACUGCAAAUCAUCUUGAAGUAACAAGGUUGAGGAAUAUGUGGAAAUAAAUCAUGCCAUUAUGGGAGGCAGAAAAUGCUCAAGUCACCAUAAUCCUGAAGAAUUGUUGGCUCCCAGUAAUUCUUAAAAGGUAGUUUUCCCAACAGCUAGCUACUUUAGACAUGGAUAAACAAGGAUGAAAGAAGUUAUCUAAAGCAAGUAUUUUCUUUCUGAUUCUUACAAGUGGAAUCUUCUGAGAUGUUUUAUGUGAACCUCCCUGAAAACUCUAAUACUAGGGUGGUAAAACAAUGCCACCCUCAAUGGUGCUAAAUGUCAAUUCCCAUCUGGUGCUAAAUGUCAAUUCCCAAUAUCUGUAGGGUUUCGGGUUCCUCACACCUGAUCUAUAGAGGUGCCUUGAUAUUAUAACUUCACUUUGCUAGAAGUAGUGGCUUCCAGAUGUAUUGGAUUGCAAUGCCUAUUGUCCCCAUCAGCCCUUCUUCUUAGAGUUUAGAAAUAUUAAAUUUCAACACAUUUGGAGGUCACCAGAUAAAAGAAAUCUGUGGUAUGUUAACAUAAAUGUCUAUCUAUAAAUAGAUAAAUUGCAAUGCACACACUGUCUCAUGGGUGCAACUAGAGAUGGAGGCCAAAUUAAGUCAUUGACCCCCCAAUAAGAAUUCACAGUCUCAUGAAUUUUCCCCUUCAAUCCCCAGUUUUUUAGCAUUGCAGAAAACAAGACAUUAAAAUAUUGAUAUCUAGAAUGGCUAUAGUUCCUGGGUUUGCAUUCCCUUGGUAUCUUUGCCUGCCCCCCUUUUUGAGGUCUAAACUAUAUUUCUAAAUACUCAAAUUUAGAUUUAAGUAACUGCAGCAUUUCAUUUUUGCAAUGGCAACAACAUGGUUUCUGAAAAAUUAAUUCUUAUUUGAAUGGGCAAUGCCCUCAUAAUACCAUUAUCCUCGUUAGCUACAUCAUUGCACUCCUUUCUCAUUCCUGUCAUUCCUUGAAGCUAAUAGAUAGAUCAACAAAUGAAAACUAUGUAUCCCAACUCCUACAGUUUACAGGUUUUUUCUAGUCUGAUAAAGUAUACAGUGGUGUGCAGUUUUAUUUUGACCUAGGAGGUAGCCCUGCAAAGCAGAGUGGCUUGAACAAGAAAUUGAAUUCCUCCUUCCUGCGAUGCACAGAUUAUGGAACAAGCUGUUGUAUAUUUGCAGCGCCUGGCGUCCCUCUGUCUCUCGAGGGAACAGCAGGAAUUUCUAGCACUGAAUUGCUUCCAGACCUGGGCUUUGAAUCCCUUGAAUCUUUGCCUCCUUUCCAAUGUCAACAGGGCCCUCGGAUGCUUCUGCAAGGCAGCUGCAUUUAAACACGAGGACAGUUUCUUUUAAGUUUUCCUGGGACAGACUUAGCUCUUGCCUUUCUCCACUCUAUUCAGAGAAGGCAUUGAUCCUUGUUUUUAUUUUAUAAACAUUAAGGUACAGUAUUUAUAUUGACCCAUUGAUAAAUCAACCCAGAGUUUGCAGGUUAACUUUUUGACUAAAAUCUCAUUAUACAAGAAGAUAUAGGGUAAUUGGUUUGGAAACAAAACUGUAAGUAGUUACUUUUUUAAAGUAGCAUUCUAACCUCUGGUCAAGAUAUUCAAAUAUACAUGUAACCAGCACCGGGGGGGGGGGGGGUGAAUGUGUGUGCUAGGCUGGCUGCUUGUUUUUUGGUGCUAAAUAACAUUUCCAAUUCUUGGUGCUGAAUAAAAAAAAAAUUGGUGCUCUUCCAGGACACUAGAAAAGAAUUAGUGUUUGCUGGCAAAUAUAUUGGGUUAACUGUGGAAUUUAUGGUGCUUUAUAGAAAACUGAAACAAGCCAAGAAGAACACUUGUGCUUUGUAUAUAUACAUGUGUAUAUAGCCUCGAUAUUAAAUUGCCUUUAUUGCACUUUGAAA
Molecule: messenger RNA, 3961 nt
Organism: Anolis carolinensis (green anole)
Lineage: Eukaryota; Metazoa; Chordata; Lepidosauria; Squamata; Anolidae
Gene: c1qtnf6
Product: C1q and TNF related 6
Exons: 3
Coding region: 263-1048 (261 amino acids)
Molecular function (GO): protein binding
Source: RefSeq, a predicted model, not a curated record